Molecule: messenger RNA, 951 nt
Organism: Papaver somniferum (opium poppy)
Lineage: Eukaryota; Viridiplantae; Streptophyta; Magnoliopsida; Ranunculales; Papaveraceae
Exons: 1
Coding region: 1-951 (316 amino acids)
Source: RefSeq, a predicted model, not a curated record
AUGGAACGAGUAGAUAAAUCCAUGGGAUUUUUUGGUAUCUUUAAAGAAGCUUACAAUCUUACAGCCUCAAAAACAAAAAUAUUUUCACAAAUCUUUCUAGCUAUACUUCUCCCUUUAACCAUCAUUUUGCUGUCUCAAUACCUAGCUUCAUACUACAUCCUAACCGAUGCGUACCAAACAAAUGAUGGUGAAACAUCCAGAUGGAUUCUUUAUGCAGUGACCAAUUUCCUGUGUCUGAUCUUCAUUCUCUGUUUAUACCUCUUCUCAAGUGCUACUAUAUCUUACGUUGUCGCUUCUCACUAUACUUCUAAAGAUAUCACCUUCAAGAAGGCCAUUACGGCGUUCCCUAAGGUUUGGGGUAGACUUGUGGUCACCUUUUUGUGGUGGUUCCUCGUCUUUGUUAUAUGUUCCACUGCUGCAUUUUUUUUGUAUGUUUGGUUUUGGGCCACUCAUGAUGGAGACGAAAGAAAAAUUCCAAGAACAAAAAACGCUAUUGUUAUUAGUAGUAUAUCAAUACCUUACUGUAGCGGAUUACUUUACAUGACUCUUGUUUGGAGCACAGCAACAGUAAUAUCGGUGCUGGAAAAAGAUUAUGGUAGAAAAGCCAUGAUAAAGAGUAUAAAAUUGAUAUGGGGCAAGACACUGGCUUCAUUUGCCGUCUGUUUGGUGCUUGGAAUUGCUAUUACUGGUAUAGUUUACCCCUUCGAUCAGUUCGUGGUUAUUGGAAAGAUAUCGAGUUUAACAGGUAGGAUAUUUAUAGGAAUCACUUGUUAUUUGUUGAUGAUUGUUCUCCUUCACUUUAGUCUUGUCAUCCAGGCGAUUAUCUACUUCGUCUGCAAAUCUUACCACAAUGAAGACAUAGCGAAUGUUGCUCAACACCUUGAAGGAGUCCCUAAUGCUCAUAUAGUUAGGGGGAAAGAUGUUCAAUUAGAGCCUCCCGCAUUGGUUUGA